AUGUCAUCCCAAAGCUCGAACAGCUCCUCAAGCGAUCCCUCAAACGAAAGACCCUCCGAGCUGAAGAAGCUCCAUUUCGUUGCUGCAUUCGAACACCAGGAGCUCCUCAAGGACAUCAGCAACAACGCCUACGACCUUGGCCUCAAAGCCGGUCGGAAAGAUGCCAACCUCCAUCCCGACGACGAAACCCAAGCCCUAAUCCUCAGCCUCACCGACCGUAACGACGAGCUGCAGAAGCAAAUCAAGGACCAAGCGACCGAUUCGCUACUCGAUCUUGCCAAGGAAGUCCGGAACAAUGUCACCGCGGCUCACCGCGCUGUAAGCGCUACAACUCAUGCCGGGUGUCUCAAGCCGAACGACUAUCGAACUCUGAGGGAGUCAUGCAGUCAGCUCGCGAAGCUGGAGGAUAAGUGCAAGGAGCGUGUUGAAGAGAUCUCACGCGGUGCGAUAAAGAGACCUGGAAGCGCAUUGGAGCGUAAGGGCGGCAACAAGCGCCCGUUUAGGGGCUAG
This is a messenger RNA of Fusarium fujikuroi IMI 58289, 510 nucleotides long. RefSeq lists its product as uncharacterized. The coding region runs from base 1 to 510 and encodes 169 amino acids. The record is from RefSeq and is a predicted model, not a curated record. The transcript is spliced from 2 exons. NCBI's taxonomy places the organism in Eukaryota, Fungi, Ascomycota, Sordariomycetes, Hypocreales, Nectriaceae.